Messenger RNA from Cyprinodon tularosa, 2096 nucleotides. RefSeq names its product tripartite motif containing 110 (gene trim110). Gene Ontology annotation, molecular function: zinc ion binding; protein binding. The transcript has 8 exons. NCBI's taxonomy places the organism in Eukaryota, Metazoa, Chordata, Actinopteri, Cyprinodontiformes, Cyprinodontidae. The record is from RefSeq and is a predicted model, not a curated record. Bases 418 to 1947 code for a protein of 509 amino acids.
UAUAAUCUGGGGAAAAAAACAACCGAAAAUUUAUCUAAAAACUAAGAAUCUUCUACAUUUAACCUUUCCUAAUAACCUCCUACCUCCCCCUAGCAAUUUAGGGUCAGGCGACCUCUCUGACUGCCAUGAAUCAGUUGGGAUUAGCCGAUCUACCAGCUGCCCUCCACUGAUGGCAGCAAUCCGAUAACACCAGGAGAGUAGAGCGUAACGUAGGGUUUUAUUAUCACUUUUAGUUUGUUGAUAAUUAAGAAGCUAAUAUGUAAAAACAGGAAUAAAAUAAAUCAAAGAUAAUCUGCAUAGAGCAUGAGUAGAAGGAAUGAAGAAAAGAAGGUGUGGAGGAUGAUCUCCUGAUCCCCGUUCUUUGGAACAGCUUGUAUCUCACUUGUAUUCAUCAUUAGGCAUCAUCUUUUGAGCUCCAUGGCAGCUUUGGAGGAAGAACUGACCUGCUCCGUCUGCCGGGACAGCUUCAGCCAGGCCCACCCUCUGCCCUGUGGCCACAGCUUCUGUCCUGCCUGCAUCCGUGAGGCCUGGGUCCCUCAGGAGGAGCGAAAAGGUUGUUUCACCUGCCCCCAAUGUCAGGAGGAGCAUGGUGAAGUCCUCUGUGACUGCUGCCCUCUCCAGGGGGAGGACGGUCCCUCCCCGAUGGCUGUCAAAACCUGCUUGAGGUGUGAGGUGUCGCUUUGUGCUGACCACCUUCGACCCCACCUGGAGAGACCAGCGUUCAGCAGCCACCUGCUGGUGGAGCCGUUGGGGGACCUGUCCCAGCGCAGGUGUCCUGCUCACUCAGAGGUAUUCCGUUACUACUGUGUGGAUGAGAGGGUUUAUGUCUGCGGGGACUGUCUGCUGGAGGGGGGGCACGCUCUGCACAAAGUGAAGCCGCUGAAAAAAGUGGAGGAGGACCUGAAGAUCAUCUUACAGAAUCUCCUCAGUAAAGCAGAAAAGAAGCUAAAAGAGGGUGAGAAAGUUCUCAAAGAGCAUGAAAACAUCGAUUCUGUCAUGGCGGACUCUCUAAAGCAGGACAACAGCCAGGUGGAACGGCUGGACACAGAUCUACAGGUCCAGAUGAAGAGGUUGGUGAUGGCUCUAAAGGAGAUCACCAAGAAGGAAAGGCAGCAGAUCAUAGAGCGUGUGCACCAAGACUGCGCCCGAGUGAAAGACGACAUGAGCCAGACAGUGAACAUUCAGCACUACCUGAACCUGCUGCUGGCAGAGACUGACCCUUUCCUGCUCAUUUGGGCAUUUCAAUCCGAUGACACAAAAUUGUUAGCAGACCUGAAUUGCCCACUUUUCCUCCCUGAGCCCAUCUGCAUGGACAGGAAGCACAUCAUUGAAGACAUAGAGAGCAAAUAUCGAGAGUUCAUCACUGCCACCCUCCGCUGCCUCAGCGAGCUUAAGAAGGAGCUCUUAACCAGCCCUUUGACCUUGGACACAAACUCUGCACAUCCUCUGCUGAGCAUCUCUGAUGAUCUGCGUUCAGUCACACGUGUAAAAAGCCGCCUUCCCCGCGCUGCUCACCCUGAGCGCUUUGACCACUGGCCGCAGGUCCUCACAGUCCAGACCUUCUCUUCGGGGACCUACUAUUGGGAGCUGGAGGUUGAGGGAUUCUGGGACAUUGCCGUCUGCUACCGCAGCAUCGGACGGAAGGGGAAAGAAGGAAAUGCAUUUGGAAACAACAAGGUGUCUUGGAGCUUGACCCAGCAACACGACAGAAAGCUCUCUGCCUGGCACAACCGCAGGAAGACUCGGCUCACGUACCAGAUGGUUGGCAAUCGAGUUGCAGUAGCUGUGGAUUACAGCUCUGGGACCAUCACUUUCUCCGAGGUGGGGCCUUCCAACAACCUUAUCCACCUCCACACUUUCUCCACCAGCUUCACUCAGCCUGUGUGUUUAGGCUUGGGACUCUAUAAAGCUGAGCUCAAGAGUCGCAUCUCCAUUGUCAAAGUGUGAGGAUGAAAACAGCCCUGUGGAAACUACUAACACAGAACUGCGAGUUAAAUGACACUUGUUCAUGUAAACAUUUAUUCCAGAAAUGCUUUCUAACAAUAUCGACACUGCAAAGUCGGGGACAUUUAAGUAAAGUCUGUUUUUAAGCCAAA